AUGGCAGAACGACGUGCUAUGGUGCUCCAGACCUCUGCCGAUGCUAAAGCACAUCGGCAGCUCAAUAGACAGAUAUGGAAGUCCCUGCGACACGAUAUCCGCAACUUUAAUGUCAAUAUGGUUAAAGAAGCGAUAGAGCGGAACCAAGGCUCCAAAGUGUUCGCUAGGGACGUGUCUAUUGGGCAAAGCCAGCUGACGAAGCUGAAGGCGGAGGAUGGUAGUGUGGCGUCGACGAAAGCCGAAGUUUUGGGGGAGAUCGAGACGUUUUAUGGUCAGCUAUACGCAUCGGUCACUAAACCUGUUAGCUCAGUUGCAGAUCCAAGAGCUAGACUUACCCGACAUUAUACCGAGGAUAUCCCGGACAUCAGCCUAUACGAGAUUAGAAUGGCCCUCAAGCAGCUUAAGAACAACAAGGCGCCGGAUUAUUGGCCUAUCAUCAAGAGGAGGGUCCAUAUCCAACUAUCAGGGGAUGUUGAUCCCGUACGUUCAGCGCGUCGCAUUCACUCGCACCUCAAAGAACCAUCAGACCAGCACAGAUGGGGCACAGUAGGGCUGAUGCCCGAUGCAGAGCCGCGGAAGCCCUAA
Spodoptera litura is the source of this 585-nucleotide messenger RNA. RefSeq lists its product as uncharacterized. Lineage: Eukaryota; Metazoa; Arthropoda; Insecta; Lepidoptera; Noctuidae. The record is from RefSeq and is a predicted model, not a curated record.